AUGUCGAGAAGCUACUUUCUCAUUAUUCUCGUGGCCUCACUAAUUCCACUAUUUGCAGGCCAUGGUGGUUCAAACGAUGACCACCUUGAUGAUGGUGUGAAGCCCAACUUAAGGGCAAAAUCUUUAAUUCUGGUGAAAAUCUGGUGUCUAAUCAUUGUUUUCUUUGGCACCUUCGCCGGAGGAAUAUCUCCCUAUUUUUUCAGAUGGAAUCGGACGUUUCUUUUGCUGGGCACCCAAUUUGCAGGAGGGGUGUUCUUGGGGACGGCCUUGAUGCAUUUCUUGAGCGAUUCUGCAGAGACGUUUACGGAUUUGACUCAGAAAAAGUAUCCCUUCGCAUUCAUGCUCUGUACUGCCGGAUAUCUGCUUACUAUGCUCGGAGACCUGGUUGUAACUUGGGUCUAUGCCAAGCAAUCCAACAAGACAGAAGUUAUUCCUGUUCAGAAUCCUGUGCCUUUGCAUACAAUCGAUGAUGAAGGACUAUCCACUGCACAGGGUGGAGACACAACAUCGAGCUUUCAGGAGGCGAAAGCUGCAUUGACUGGUUCAGCUUCUGUUGGGGACACGCUAUUGCUGAUAUUGGCUCUGUGCUUUCAUUCCGUUUUUGAAGGAAUCGCCAUUGGAGUGGCAGAAACGAAGGCGGAUGCGUGGAGAGCGUUGUGGACAGUGUGUCUGCACAAGAUAUUUGCGGCAAUUGCAAUGGGCAUAGCACUACUGCAGAUUGUUCCAAACAGGCCACUGUUAUCAUGUGCAGCGUAUUCUUUUGCGUUUGCCAUAUCCUCUCCAAUUGGGGUUGCAAUCGGUAUAAUAAUCGAUUCCACUACAGAGGGACGAGUUGCCGAUUGGAUUUAUGCGAUUUCAAUGGGUUUGGCUUGCGGAGUCUUCAUUUACGUGGCAAUAAACCAUCUUCUCAAUCGAUGGACCAAACAUCAUAACUCUCAAAAGCCUGAGAUUGCAUUUGAUAAACCAUUUUACAAUUACAUGGCGGUUGUUCUGGGAGCUGGAGUAAUUGCAGUGGUGAUGAUUUGGGAUUAGAGAACAAGAGCAGCCUCAAUGUUUUGAAUGAUAAAUCUUGUGUUUCUCACAUUCCAAGUUCAG
This is a messenger RNA of Cryptomeria japonica (Japanese cedar), 1095 nucleotides long. Its product is annotated as zinc transporter 11. The record is from RefSeq and is a predicted model, not a curated record. Gene Ontology annotation, molecular function: zinc ion transmembrane transporter activity. Gene Ontology annotation, cellular component: membrane. Gene Ontology annotation, biological process: zinc ion transmembrane transport. Bases 1 to 1032 code for a protein of 343 amino acids. The transcript has 3 exons. NCBI's taxonomy places the organism in Eukaryota, Viridiplantae, Streptophyta, Pinopsida, Cupressales, Cupressaceae.